ACACAAUGAGUUGGCAGUGUAUUAAUUCUCUUCUCUACGUGUAAUUGUCGCUGCAUACUUGGAUACAAACUUGUUGCUUCUGUACCCCCCUUUUCGGGUGUCCCUCUUUGCGAUUUUCCCUUUUUUAUCCUGAUGGCCAGGAUUGCGCCAUCCAGGUCCUUCAGCCUCGCCUCCCCUGGAUUCGUAUUCAAUGAUUGACUCAGCGCCAACAACUCCAUGAGCUAUCACUCUCGACCCAUCACUUCCUCAUGAGCUCGCAUCGAAGCUACUCGGCUUCCUUGUCUACCUCUUGCAUUUGGUUCAGAACGUGAAGGUUGCUCAAUUGCGAAGAUGUGUCGGUUUCUUGUAAGAGCCGGGGUUGACCGCUCCACGUAAGCUCUAACAGCUCGCAGGUUUACAAAGGCUCGGACGAGAUCUUGCUUUCAAGGUUGAUUCUGGAUCCUGCCCAUUCCAUCCUCAUUCAAUCCUUCGACUCAAGGCUUCGUUUGGACAUGAGACGGCCGCACAAUGGCGAUGGCUUUGGAAUUGGAUACUAUACCGAACCCAAACUGGGCCCCGAUCCUUGCAUCUUCACCUCCACAAUACCUGCUUGGAACUGCGUCAAUCUGCAACGAAUCGCCUCGAAGACUGCAUCACAUCUUAUCUUUGCCCACGUCCGCGCGACGACUGAAGGCUCUCUGAGCGAUGAUAACUGCCAUCCUUUCUGCCAUGGAAGCUUGAUGUGGAUGCAUAAUGGUGGCUUGGGAGGCUGGAAAUAUAUCAAGCGGCGUUUGGGGGAGUCACUAGGAGACAAGUGGUACCUUUCGGUGCAGGGAGGAACGGACAGCGAAUGGGCUUUUGCUCUGUUCCUCGACACACUUGAGCGAAUGGGCCACGAUCCAAGCUCUCCCCCUCCAACCGGUUUUGGUCCCACCGUUUUACGUCAAGCCAUGCUAGAGACAAUCAAACGAACCAACGAUUUCAUCGCAGCAAUCCCUUCGAAAGUGAUUGAGCAGGAGCAAGUAGAUACCAGAAGUUUGCUGAAUUUUGCGGUCACCGAUGGGCAUAGUGUCGUUUGCACACGGUAUGUUCGUAGCAAAACGGAUGAGGCAGCAAGCUUGUACUACUCAUCGGGCACAAGCUGGGAGGACAAGAGUCAGAAGGGCGAGUUUCAGAUGGAUCGGAAAGAUAAAGGUGCAGAUAUCGUCUUGGUUGCGAGCGAGCCUUUGACAUUCGAGCGAGAAACGUGGGUUACCGUCCCCACUAAUUCCAUCCUCACAAUUCACAAACAAACGGUCAUGGUUCACCCAAUAAUCGACGAAUACUACAACUACAAUCCUUAUCACAAGCGGUCAUCCAAGCUCGUCCAAGACAAAGGCCUUGUCACGAAUGAAAAGGGUGCCGCCCCAACCACUCCCGGCGUCACGAACGGCAAACCCCCGAAAUCCAAGGUCUCGUCAAGUCUCCACGAGAGCUUAGCAAGUAGCCUUGUCCCUGCCAUGCGAUCCGCACCUUCCGCAUCACCAAUGCUAUCACCUACUCAAGAGAAUACACCACUCAAUGAACUCCGAAACGUCGGCUCAAACCUGACAGCCAGCGCUCGAGAUCCUACAAGACCACAAGAAUUAAGAAAUACCAAGAAGAAGCGAAAAUCACUUUCCAGCCAUACCCCUCCCCAAAUAAUGCAAGAAGAUCCAGAACCGGAUUCGCCACCUCUACGGGCAUCGUAUGGUGAUCCAUUGAAGAUCGCGCAGUACUUUCCUGAACUAAAUUAGAUGUCUCGAUGGGGAUUUAUGGUGUGGCAGGAGAAAGGUGCCGUGAAGUAUUAUGGGAGAAGUGUUAUAUUCUUGUUGCAGGUUGUUCAGUGAGCGAUUUUUGGGGCAGCGGUUCUUCUAUUCAUUCCAUGAUUUGGGCCAGGCCAACAGCACUGUUCAUAUUAGGAUUGCCUAAAAUGUAGGAUUACUUUGAACCAUUAAAGACCUUGAAUCCUAGCCGGGGCUUCUAGUCGAGGCUUGAAACGCUGUGCUCUCAUUCAGGAUCGGAAAUGAUCCGAAAUUGGAUUUUGAAAUACG
Molecule: messenger RNA, 2051 nt
Organism: Hyaloscypha bicolor E
Lineage: Eukaryota; Fungi; Ascomycota; Leotiomycetes; Helotiales; Hyaloscyphaceae
Product: N-terminal nucleophile aminohydrolase
Exons: 3
Coding region: 492-1754 (420 amino acids)
Source: RefSeq, a predicted model, not a curated record